Zingiber officinale is the source of this 850-nucleotide messenger RNA. Its product is annotated as LOB domain-containing protein 15-like. Bases 203 to 844 code for a protein of 213 amino acids. The transcript is spliced from 3 exons. The record is from RefSeq and is a predicted model, not a curated record. Lineage: Eukaryota; Viridiplantae; Streptophyta; Magnoliopsida; Zingiberales; Zingiberaceae.
ACAAUUAAAGCACCUCCUCUUCCUUCCUCCUCCUCCUCUCUCAAUCCCAAAAAUUUGUUCUUCCUCUUCUCCAAGCUUCUACUCUCCAUGCAUCUUCCUCCUCCAAUUCCUUGGCUCAUCAAUAUUGUUUAAUUUCUCUUUCCGUGAUACGACCUCAUCUACUUAAUUCAAUCCUUCUUCUCCCAUAGAGGAGCAUGCCUCAAUGUCCUCCCCAAGGGAGAAGGUCAAGAGGGAAGUUGAAGCCCCGAGCAUCCCCGACCGAGCUUUCAACGGCCGGCAGCUAGGCGCGGCCGGGACAAACCUCAACACCAUCACCCCCUGCGCCGCCUGCAAGCUCCUCCGCCGGCGGUGCGCGCAGGACUGCCCUUUCUCGCCUUACUUCUCCCCGCAAGAGCCCCAGAAGUUCGCCUCCGUCCACAGAGUCUUCGGCGCGAGCAACGUCUCCAAGAUGCUGAUGGAGGUGCCGGAGCCUCAGAGGGCGGACGCCGCCAACAGCCUCGUGUACGAGGCGAACCUGAGGCUGAGGGAUCCGAUCUACGGGUGCAUGGGGGCGAUCUCGGCGCUGCAGCAGCAGGUGCAGGCUCUAGAAGCAGAGCUCAAGGCGGUGAGAACAGAGAUCCUGAAGCAUAAAUAUAGGCAACAGGCCGCCGCCGCCGCCGCCGCUAACAAUGUUGUCGUCAUUCCGACGUCGGCCUUGCUCGGUCCGUCGCCGGACGUGGCUGCACCGCCUCCCGCUGUGCUUCCCCCGCCGGCCGUUCACCUCCUUGACGGUGUUUCUGGUUACCGUUCGAUUAAUUCUCCGAGCUCCAUUGCCAGAGACCACAAUCUUUCAUAUUUUGGUUGAUUUAAG